Molecule: messenger RNA, 2058 nt
Organism: Ruditapes philippinarum (Manila clam)
Lineage: Eukaryota; Metazoa; Mollusca; Bivalvia; Venerida; Veneridae
Exons: 5
Coding region: 315-1907 (530 amino acids)
Cellular component (GO): nucleoplasm
Molecular function (GO): nucleic acid binding
Source: RefSeq, a predicted model, not a curated record
CGUGACACUGACAUUGAAAACACGUCCAUUUGCAUAUUUUAUGUUAAUUUUUGCAAUGAUAACCUCUGUCAGUAAGCAGAAAUUAGUUGAAAGUAAAGAAAACAAUCUAUUGCAACUAACGAAUGGAAUAUCUAACAACAACUAAAGCGAUAUCAUUAAAUAAUACUCACUUUAAAUUUCUGGUUAAUUUUUUUUCUUUCCCAAAAUGAAAGUAGACACGGUGUAACGUUAGAAUUGGAAGUUGUGAAAGUUACGAAAAACAAUAUGUCAGCGCCCAUGGUUGUUUAUUUUCACUUUAAUUUUUAAGUCAUAGAAUGAGCAAACCGAAACAUCACAUUCGUCAAGAAGUGUGUUUAACAAGGGCUCCUUAUAGAGAUGGCAGAAAACCAACAGCUGUUAAAGUAUACACAAUUCAUCAUGAGUCAAAGUACUUGUUGGUACAGGGAGUGUCAGCUACAGGUGUUGGCAGUGACCUGGUAAAGUUAUUUGAGACUGUUGGUGAUGUAGAGGAACACAAGAUACUUGAUGACUACCCGAGUGAACAGUUUACUGAGGUUCAUCUAGUCAAAUACAAACGGAUACAGUCAGCAAGGUUUGCAAAGAGAAAGUUUGAUGAUUGGUCAUUUUUUGGUGGUGUUCUACAUGUUUGUUAUGCGCCGGAGUUUGAAACAGUGCAAGAAACAAGAGAAAAGUUACGUGAGAGGAGACGUGUAGUUGAAGCAAAAACCAAACAAUAUAGGUCUGAUGGUACAUAUUCUAACAGUUUCAUCCAGACAUCUUCCAGCAGUACUGUAACUAAAGAAGAAGAUUUUGGAAACACAGACAGUCACCAGGCAUUAUCAAUAGAAAAUGGGGGCACAAACUUUGACACAAUAGAUAAUCAGUACUACAGUUCUGCUUGUCAAAGUGAACAGACACAGAAUUUUACAAAUACUAGUUAUCAAAAUGCACAGCAAUAUGGUGUACAUGACGAGCCAUCAUACUUAAGUGAUACCAAUCAAAACUAUGGGGGUCCAUCAGCGCCACCUCAACAAAAUUUACCAAGUGGUAGCAAUUUACAAAACCAUGUCGCACAUUCAAUAUUAGGAAAUAGUGGUACAAUAGAACAACCUCAAACAAAUGAUCGGAAUCAUCAGACUUCUAAACGCUACGGUGAACAUGUGGUUCAGCAGGCUCAAAGUUUACAAAACUAUGGUAAAAGUGCUAUUCUAAAUAGAGUAAAUGUGUUAAAAAGACAAAAUAUAGAAAGUUCUGAAACAGACAACAGUGACAACAGUGAAUCAAUUGAAACUACACUGCAUCCUGACUUAGACAAUGAGGAACAGUUUACAUUACCCCCACCUCCAAAACAGAUGAGGUUCACAGACAGAGUAUUUAGAAAGUCUCAAAAUUAUGGUGGAGCAAAAGUGCCAUCUGCUCAAGCCACAUUUCCAGCAAAUUUUGAUGCAAGGACUGAUCAAGUUAAAAUAAGUUGUUCAAAGAUACAGGAUUCAGAUUCCCUUAAAACUGAUUUGGAUAACAAAAGUGAAAUUGUGAGCUCAAAAGAAAAGCUUGAUAGAUCUAAUGUCAAAACUAUGCAGGACAAGGUUGAGGAGAAUUUGAAAAGCAAAAAUAUUGUGAUUAAGGAAUUCAGUAAGAGAACAACAGUGCCAAAGUUUAUACCAAGACAAGCACUGAUUCGAAAUAAAACAGGAAAAGCAACAGACAAAACAAAAACUGAAAAUGGUAUUAUUAAAACAAAUGAGCUUAAUAAAGAAAUAAGGAAAAAUGCGCUAAUGCUGGGUAAAGUGCAGGGACCUGCAGAUUUAGGACCAAGUGUGUCAAAGGAAAGUCUUGAUCCAAAAGAAAAAUCUGUGAUAAACAGUACUCUGGAAAUAAGGAGAAAGUUGAAAGAGAUAAAAGAUUGAGUGAUAUGGAUACAGAAGUUGUGGAACAUUUGCCAGUUAAACACAGAAAUUACUCAUAUGAAUUUUUUUUUCACUAUUGACAUUCUGUAAAUAUCAUUUUGAAAUGCAUAGUUUAUUAAAAAUACAAUUAGUCAAUACAUUAUAUGCCAUC